Molecule: messenger RNA, 1560 nt
Organism: Colletotrichum orchidophilum
Lineage: Eukaryota; Fungi; Ascomycota; Sordariomycetes; Glomerellales; Glomerellaceae
Product: acetate utilization-3
Exons: 6
Coding region: 1-1560 (519 amino acids)
Biological process (GO): carboxylic acid metabolic process
Molecular function (GO): isocitrate lyase activity
Source: RefSeq, a predicted model, not a curated record
AUGUACCCAAAGUGGAACAAUAUUACGUCUGAGAGCCAAGCUUUCGCAGCAGAGGUACGUGGCAUAGAAGCUUGGUGGCAAUCAGACAGACAGAAGCACAUCAAACGACCAUACACAGCAAAGUCAAUUGCCGCCUUACGAAACAUUGGAUUCAAGAUUGAGUACCCAUCUAGUGUCCAAGGUAGGAAGCUUUGGCGCAUCUUGAACGAACACAAUGAGAAUGGCACGUACGAGUUGACCUUUGGAACCACUGAGCCGCUCAUUGCAAAGGAGAUGGCGAACUCGAUGCAAACCGUUUAUGUAUCUGGGGCCCUCUGUGGUCUAUCCCAGGCAACUUGGCCAGGCGAAGACCACGCAGAUUACCCUGCCGACUUGGUUCCAUCCGUCGUGAAGCGCAUCUUCAACACGCAACUCUUUCACGACCAGCGCCAGACCCAACUGCGUAUGAGAUACUCCGAAGCCGACCGAGAGGCGUUGGAGUGCAUCGACUACAUGUUGCCCAUCGUCGCGGAUGCUGACAUGGGAUUCGGGACUCUGACCGGAUGUAUGAAGUUGACUCGGAGCUUUGUGGAAGCUGGCGUUGCUAUGAUUCAUAUUGACGACCUCGCAAUGGGUUUGAAGAAGUUUACGAAUGGCGAGGGUCGAACAAUUGUUCCUACGUCGGACUACUUGUCCAGGUUGACAACUGUCAGAAUGACUUUUGACAUCAUGGGAGCGGACACUAUGCUUCUAUGCCGUUGUGACAGCGAUCAUGCCGAGUUUAUCACCAGUGUGAUUGACCCCCGAGACCACCCGUAUGUUCUUGGAGCUACCAACCCGGUCCCUUCUUUCAUUCAAGCUCUGGAGGCUGGGAAGACCGAGGGAAAGAAUUAUUUGACUGUAAAGGAUGAGUGGAAAGCCUCGGCAGGAUUGAUGACCUUCGACGAGGCCGUCAAAUCCGUCGCGACGGAAGAUCAAUACAACGCUUACAUUGCAGAGAUUGGGGACGCAGCUGUGGCUUUGCAAGCCCGACGAGCCGCUGCCAAGCAUAUCAUCGGAGAAGAAAUCAUGUUCGACUGGGAACUCCCAAGGACUCCUCUUGGUCAGUACAUGUGGCAAUGGAGUACGAAGGCCGUCAUCGACCGAUGCAUUCUCGCAGCCCCUCUAGGAGACGUUACAUGGAGCCGUCAAGACAAGAAGGAUAUGCACGACUUCCAUGCCGCCUUGAGAGAAGUUUACCCCAACCGUCUCUUCGCUUUUGGAUACACUGGCGCAUACGACUUUAGUAAAGGCGGAUACUCGGCGGAAGAAGUAGAGACAUUCCCCGCGGAUAUUGCCAAGAUGGGUAUCGUAUGGCAGGUGCAGCCAAUCUGGGCCACGCAGGGCUUGAGCCUGCACGCCAAGCAGUUUGCGGAAAAGUUCACGAAGGGAGGCAUUGCCGGUUACAUGCGAGACGUGGCUGCUCCCGCCAUUGCCGGCAUGGCUACUGAUAAGUACGGGAAGCCAACGUCCCGUGGGGGAUAUCUGGCCGACGCGUUCUUUGAUGUUGUUGGAGGAGGGGAAAUCACGGACCGUGUCUGA